Capsella rubella is the source of this 1963-nucleotide messenger RNA. Its product is annotated as transcription factor bHLH60. The coding region runs from base 592 to 1707 and encodes 371 amino acids. Gene Ontology annotation, molecular function: protein dimerization activity; DNA-binding transcription factor activity. Gene Ontology annotation, cellular component: nucleus. The transcript is spliced from 6 exons. Gene Ontology annotation, biological process: regulation of DNA-templated transcription. The record is from RefSeq and is a predicted model, not a curated record. NCBI's taxonomy places the organism in Eukaryota, Viridiplantae, Streptophyta, Magnoliopsida, Brassicales, Brassicaceae.
AGGGAAAAAAGUCACCCAUUAAAGCCCAAAAGGCCCAACUAAUAUCCAUUGGGAUCCAGCCAAAUUUAUAAAGUUGUACAGUAAUAACCAAAAUUGUUUUCCUCUCUCUCUUCCUCUAAUAAAAGAGGAGAGUGGCCUUUUUAUUUAUUUAACAGACGCACUCCACAGCUAACGUUGCUUUCGUCCUACUCCAAAUAACCCUUAUUGUGGGAGUAAAAGCUUCAGAGAGAUACUUACUAUCCAAGCACUAUUGAUUCCUUCUUCGCCAACUUCUCUCUGAGCUUCAGAUAAUUUUGGAUUUCAGUCACCGCCAUUGAUGCACCUCCUCCUUCUUUUCCUUCACUUUCUCUAUAUCUCUCUUCGCCGCUUUUUGCUCGCUUCCUGACAAAUAUCGAUUUUUUCCUUCUACUCCACUCUCUCCUUUUUGUAGGUUCUGUUCUAUUAGGGUUUCUUCUCGAGAUUGUUGCAUUUUGAUUACCGCAUAUCGAAUGUGUUGCUGCUGAUUUUUUAUUUUUGUUUCUAUUAUUGGCGCGCGUGAGACGGUAUUAUUGUAUUUUUGUUCCCGGAGAUUUUCCCAGUGAGCUUCCGUUUAUGGAUCUGACUGGUGGGUUUGGAGCUAGAUCCGGCGGCGCUGGACCUUGCCGGGAAGCAAUAGGGCUUGAAUCGCUUCAUCUCGGCGACGAAUUUCGGCAACUUGUGACGACGUUACCUCCUGAUAACGCCGGUGGUUCUUUCACCGCUCUGCUUGAGCUUCCGUCCACACAAGCCGUGGAGCUUCUCCAUUUCACUGAUUCCUCGUCUUCCCAAGCGGCCGUGACAGCGAUCGGUGGAGAUAUUGCGCCGCCGCUUCACUCUUUCGGCGGGACAUUGACUUUUCCUUCUAACCCAGUCCUCUUGGAGAGAGCUGCUCGUUUCUCGGUGAUUGCCACUGAGCAACAGAACGGUAAUGUCUCCGGGGAGACUCCGACGAGCUCUGUGCCUUCCAAUUCCAGCGCCAAUCUCGAUAGAGUCAAGACAGAGCCUGCUGAGACCGAUUCAGCUGUGGAGAAGCAAGUCCCUUCCCCCAAUCAGACCAAUCGAUCUGGCAAGAGGAAAGAUUUCGAGAAGAAGGUUAAAAGCUCGACGAAGAAAAACAAAAGCUCAGAAGAGAACGAGAAGCUACCAUAUGUUCACGUCAGAGCUCGUCGUGGUCAAGCAACUGAUAGCCAUAGCUUAGCAGAACGAGCAAGAAGGGAGAAGAUAAAUGCACGAAUGAAGCUGCUACAGGAACUGGUCCCAGGCUGUGAUAAGAUUCAAGGUACCGCGCUGGUGCUGGAUGAAAUCAUUAACCAUGUCCAGUCAUUACAACGUCAAGUGGAGAUGCUAUCAAUGAGACUUGCUGCGGUAAAUCCCAGAAUCGACUUCAAUCUCGACACCAUAUUGGCUUCAGAAAACGGUUCUUUAAUGGACGGGAGCUUCAGUGGUACAGCAAUGCAGCUUGCUUGGCCUCAUCAAGCCAUAGAGACCGAACAGUCCUUUCACCACCACCGGCAACUGCAACCACCACCACCGCAACAGUGGCCUUUUGAAGGCUUGAAUCAGCCAGUAUGGGGAAGAGAAGAGGAUCAAACCCAUGGCAAUGAUCAUAGUAAUUUGAUGGCUGUCUCUGAAAAUGUAAUGGUGGAUUCUGCUAAUUUGCACCCAAAUCAGGUCAAAAUGGAGCUGUAAGUUGGGAAAACAGUAGAUCAUGAAUGUGUAUAUAUCGUAUAAGCUCGUUCCUCUCUCUAUAUAUAAUCAUAAAUAUAUAAGAAUUAGAUAUCUGUUAAGAAGGUGUCGGUCAUUUGAUUCAGAGAGACAAAACUGGUAUGAUUGUGUCUUAUUUUUAUUUUUUUUUACCAGAUUUCCACAAUGUAGAACCUAUAGAAUAUAAUGUCUCAGCACUGCUCAAGAUGAGUAGAAUAAGAUCAUCUUUUUUCUCGUCUCA